AGCAUUUUGGGUCCAAAUAUUGGUCAUCUCUACAAAUUUUCCAAAAGAAAACCCUUCAAAAUUUCUGAACUUCGGUCGUCCAUUAGAGGAGAGCGACUGUGAGAGUGAGGAAGACGAAGAAUGGGAAGCGUGAACAACAAAGGGAGACAAUUCGGAACUCACCAUAAUCCUCCAAUAUGCACUAGGUCGCAUCAGAUCGGGGCGUUGCUUCUAGUUUGCACCACCUUCUUCCUUACCCGUGCAAUCGAUCGAUUGCUCGCUCCCGCCGCCGACAACGCGUUCAAUGGAUUCCGUCAAUCCCACUAUGCCCUCCAAUCAAACGACGAUGGAUCCUUAUCGUGGCCAGACAGAGGGUACGGUUCCCAUCUCUCUCUCAAGAUUUAUGUCUACGACGAGAGCGAAAUUCAGGGGCUCAAAGCUUUGAUGUAUGGGAGGGACGGGAAGAUCACGGCUGCUGCUUGUUUGAAAGGCCAAUGGGGGACUCAGGUGAAAAUUCACAGAUUGCUUCUACAGUCGAGAUUUCGGACUAGAAAGAAAGAAGAGGCAGAUUUUUUCUUUGUGCCAGCUUAUGUUAAAUGCGUUAGGAUGCUAGGUGGUCUCAAUGACAAGGAGAUUAACGAAGCAUAUAUACAGGUUUUAGGUCAAAUGCCGUAUUUCAGAAUCUCAGGGGGUCGUGACCACAUAUUUGUUUUCCCAAGUGGUGCAGGAGCUCACUUAUUUAAAUCUUGGGCGACUUACAUAAACCGUUCCAUAAUUCUUACUCCUGAGGGGGAUCGGACAGAUAAGAAAGACUUUAGUGCUUUCAAUACAUGGAAAGAUAUCAUCAUUCCUGGCAAUGUUGAUGAUGGGAUGACUUCACAUGGAGCUAAAAUAGUCCAGCCUUUGCCUUUGUCUAAAAGGAAGUACUUGGCAAACUAUUUAGGGCGCGAUCAAGGAAAAGCUGGUCGUCUAAAGUUGAUAGAACUUGCAAAACAAUUUCCUGAAAAGUUGGAAUCUCCAGUUUUGAAGUUCAGUGGUCCUGACAAAUUGGGAAAGUUGGAGUAUUUUGAGCACCUACGCAACGCCAAGUUCUGUCUUGCUCCUCGUGGAGAGUCAUCUUGGACACUUCGUUUUUACGAGUCAUUUUUUGUGGAGUGUGUACCAGUUAUACUUUCGGAUCAGGUUGAAUUGCCUUUCCAGAAUGUAAUUGAUUACUCCCAGAUCUCAAUAAAAUGGCCAUCCAGUGAAAUAGGCCCUCAACUGUUGGAGUACCUCGAGUCAAUUCCAGAUAAGGCCAUAGACGAGAUGAUAGCACGAGGUAGACGAGUUAGGUGCCUAUGGGUUUAUUCCUCAGAUUCAGAACCGUGCUCUACGAUGCAAGGAAUUCUAUGGGAACUUCAGAGGAAAGUUAGGCAGUUUCACCAGUCAACUGAAACAUUUUGGUUGCACAAUGGAUCUUUUGUAAAUAGACAACUGGUGGAAUUCUCCAAGUGGAAGCCCCCAAUGCCCUUGCCUUGACAUAACAUAUACAUAACACUAUAUGGCAUCCAUUUUGCCUGCCUUUGUUCUUUUCGCCCAUUACUAGUCUGAAAGUUUGUAUUCCAUAUUUUAGAAUUAUAAAGUGAUGUUCAAUAACGUUCAGAGAAAGGCUUACAUUAAGGAUGAAUAGUUAAUGUAAUUUUAUAUAUAAUUUUUAUAAACAAACAUAUGCUAGUUCAAU
Molecule: messenger RNA, 1699 nt
Organism: Benincasa hispida (wax gourd)
Lineage: Eukaryota; Viridiplantae; Streptophyta; Magnoliopsida; Cucurbitales; Cucurbitaceae
Product: Exostosin family protein
Molecular function (GO): glycosyltransferase activity
Source: RefSeq, a predicted model, not a curated record